Messenger RNA from Auanema sp. JU1783, 1635 nucleotides. The record is from the annotation of a GenBank genome assembly. NCBI's taxonomy places the organism in Eukaryota, Metazoa, Nematoda, Chromadorea, Rhabditida, Rhabditidae.
AUGCGGUGGGUAUUGUCUUUAAUACUUCUCAUCGCUUUUGCGGAAGCUCAAAAUCAAGAUGUUCCUGUUGUCAUCAAGCUUCAACCUGGAAAUCGUGCUCAGUUCAUGCAGACUCAUAUGCCAAGAGCUGUUCCAACUCCAGAAGUCGCUCCUAACACUCGUGUUCCAAGCGAACAAGUUGUUCCUCAAAUCAACAGAGCUGUUCCACCAGUUGUCAGUGCUCAACAACCAGUAGUUUCAGCUGUUGGAGCUCCAGGAACUCAAACUUUCUCAUCCCGCCAGCCAACCGUUGUUGCUGGUCCAUCUGUUACUAUUCCUCCAGAUGUUCAAAAUCAGCUCAUCAAGUUCUUCGGGCUUGAUUCCUUUGGAAUUCCAGGAUUGACUGGAAAUCAUCCACAAGGACUGGCUGGAGCUUUACAAGAGCUCAGAGCAUCAGGAGUUCCGGUAGCUGGAGUUCCUCAAACCAAGGAAGGAACCAAGAACGAUGACGUUUUAGCUCAAGCUAACCCUAACUUCACUAACCAACUUGAUCAACUCGCACAAAAAGCUGAGAACCCAGGACCAUACAGACCUGCUCCCUCUUCUCAAUUGCCAGCUGAAACCCCAGGAGAGAAUGGUUUCAUCGGACUCUUAUCUAACUCCAUCCGUAAAUUAGUGAAAGAUACCGGAGUUUCUGACGCUCUUUCUAACUCCCUGCCAUCACUUUUGGGAACUGGAUCAACAUCUGAAAGUCAACGACCAUCAGCUGCCGUUGCUUCUAAUGAUCAAGAAGCUGUGACCCAUGUCAAGGGAGAGAACAUCAGAAGAAAGCCAUCAUCAUCGUCAUCCUCUCCAACUCAAGGAGUUUUGUCUGGAUUAGCUGCUGCUCUCGGAGGAGGAGGAAAGAACUCUCCCACUCAUGCUGGACUUCCAAGAAUCCCUGGAAUCCCACUUCUCCCAGGAGGUAUCCCACGUAACUCUGAAGGACAAAUUGACGUAGUUCAAUUGAUCGGAUCUGUUACAAAGAAGAUUUCCAAUGGAACUACUUUGGCUGAUGUUCUUCCACCAGAGCAAUUGCAAACUCUUGCUGAUAACGUAACCGACGCCCUCUUGCCAGAUGUUCCAAACGAUUUCGAGUUCUCCAAGUUCAUGGGACGUUGGUUCGAAGGAAUCAACUCUCCACGCGCCACCGAACAACGUUGUGUUGUCCAUCAUUACGGAGGAUUAACUAAGAACGACAAGACUGCCACUUUCACCGCUUUGAAGAUUUACCGUGAAGGAUCAGAGUUCGGACCAGUCAAGUAUUCCAUUGGAUAUGCUUUCCGUGGAGGAAACAAGAAUGCCAUGCUUACUCUUCAUACAUCUGAGAACAGCGAUACUCAACCAUUCUGGAUCUACAAGCUUGGACCCGAAGGAAAAGACCCAUUCGGUAACUCUCAAUACGAAUAUGCCAUCGUUUCUAACUGGGUGAAAUAUCCUGUGACUGUGUUGGUUCGUGAUCCAGAUAGCUUCAAGACGAAAUACCAGAAAGAGGUUCUCAUCUGGCUUGAGAAGGAAGGAUUCGUCAACGGUUUCAUCAGAGCUUUCAAUAUGUUGCAACCAGCCUCAUACUCUAGUUGUCAAUAUGCCGACAGCACUUUCGAAGUUUUCGGAUAA